Molecule: messenger RNA, 4927 nt
Organism: Ficedula albicollis (Collared flycatcher)
Lineage: Eukaryota; Metazoa; Chordata; Aves; Passeriformes; Muscicapidae
Gene: ZBTB48
Product: zinc finger and BTB domain containing 48
Exons: 15
Coding region: 2-3817 (1271 amino acids)
Biological process (GO): G protein-coupled receptor signaling pathway; sensory perception of umami taste
Cellular component (GO): membrane
Molecular function (GO): G protein-coupled receptor activity
Source: RefSeq, a predicted model, not a curated record
CAUGCCGCCGCCCGCGCUGCUCCGCCUGUGCCUCUGCGCGGCUGCCGCCGCCGCCUCCUCGUUCACCCUCGGCGGCGAUCACCGCCUGGCUGGGCUGUUCCCGCUGCACACCGCGCCGCGCCGGGACGCUGCCAGCCUGCUCGUGCGCGGCUGCGAUGACGCUGCCUUCAAGAGCCACGGCUACUGCCUGUCCCAGGCCAUGCGCUUUGCCGUGGAGGAGAUCAACAACUCCAGCACGCUGCUCCCCAAUGUCACCCUGGGCUACGAAAUCUACGACACCUGUUCUGAGCCUACCAACUUCCACGCCACACUGUGCGCCCUUGCUCGUAAAGGGAGGCGGGAUGUCCAGGUGCUCCCCAGUUUCCAACACUAUGAGCCCCAGGCUGUGGCUGUCAUUGGCCCUGACAGCAGUCGGCUGGCCCUCACCACAGCCGCUGUUCUCAGCCUCUUUCUUGUACCACAGAUCAGCUACGAAGCCUCCACGGAGUCGCUGAGCCUGAAGCGGCUGUACCCCUCUUUCCUGCGCACCAUCCCCAGUGACAGGCAGCAGGUGAAGGCCAUCUUCUUGCUGCUGCAGCACUUUGGCUGGACCUGGGUGGUGCUGCUGGGCAGUGACAACACCUACGGCAGGGCCAGCCUAGAUGCCCUGCAGGAGCUGCUGACUGCAAGCAAUGUGUGUGUGGCCUACCGAGGCACCAUCCCCGUCAACUCAGAUGCCAGCAACCCAGAGCUUCACAACCUGGUCCAAAUCCUCACAGAUGUCAAGGUCAAUGUCACUGUUGUGUUCUCCACCAGAAGUAGUGUUCUGCCGUUCUUCGAGGUGGUGGUCCAGAGGAACAUCACGGGUAUGGUGUGGGUGGCCUCUGAAGACUGGUCAGUGGCUCAAAGUAUCUGGCAGGUGCCUGGCAUCCAGAACAUUGGUUCGGUGUUUGGGAUGGCAGUUGAGAAGCCAGAGUCCAUGAUGCUGGAACGCUUUGAAGCUUGGAAGAUGGCGGAGGAAGGUGCUGAGGCUGAGUGUGCCAGCAGUGCAGAGGCAGGCAGGGAAUCUGGGGGGAACACGCAGCUGGACUGCAUCCAGUGCUGCACUGGCUGCCAUGCACUUGCCACUGUCCCUGACAUGUAUGAUGCUCAAGGCUCCUUCAACGUAUACUCGGCCGUAUAUGCCGUGGCCUAUGGCCUCCAUGACCUACUGGGCUGUGCCUCGGGGACCUGCAGCAAAGGCAUUAUCUAUCCCUGGCAGCUCCUACAAAAGAUUAGGCAAGUAAACUUCACCCUGUACAAGAGCCGAAUCUCUUUUGAUGCCAAUGGGGACAUUCAUAAAGGCUAUGACAUUAUCAUGUGGAAGUGGAGGGGCCCAAACUGGGCUUCUGAUGUGAUAGGAACCUUCCGUGUGAACCCUGACAGACUGAGCAUCGACCCAGACAAAGUCCUGUGGCACACAGAAGAUGGCCAGGCUCCCAGCUCGGUGUGCUCUGAGCUCUGUGAGCCAGGGGAGAUGCGGCUGCAGCAGAGCCGCCACAAAUGCUGCUUCAGCUGUGUGGCCUGUCCACCGGGAACCUUCCUGAACACAUCGGACCCCUUUGACUGCCAGGCCUGUGGCUUGGACGAAUGGGCCCCAGCAGGGAGCGAGGUCUGCUUCAACCGCACCGUGGAGUUCCUGUCCUGGUCCGAGCCCCUCUCCUGGGCGCUGCUGGCCCUGGCUGUUCUUCUCAUGCUGCUCAUAGUGGCGCUGGCUGUCCUGUUCGCCCUCAACGCCUCCACACCUGUGGUCAAGUCUGCGGGCGGGAAGACGUGUUUCCUCAUGCUGGGCUCCCUGGCCUGCACCUGCAGCAGCCUCUUCUGCUACUUUGGCGAGCCCUCGCGGGUGGCGUGCCUCCUGCGAGUGCCGCUCUUCGCCAUCAGCUUCACCGUGUUCCUCUCGUGCGUGGCGACCCGCUCCUUCCAGAUCCUCUGUAUCUUCAAGCUGAACACGCGCUGCCCCGCGCUCUACGAGGCGUGGAUGCGGCGCCAGGGGCCGGUGCUGUUCGUAGCCGCCAGCACGGCGGCACAAGCGGUGCUGUGCGUGGUCGCUGAGGCCGCCAGCCCCUCGGUGCCGCGCCGCGAGUACAGCGCGCGGGACGACGGGGUGGUGCUGGAGUGCGGCCACAACGCCGCGGCCGACGCCGCCAUCGUCUACACCGUGCUGCUCAGCGCCGGCUGCUUCGUGCUCAGCUACGCGGGCACCGACCUGCCCGCUGCCUACAACGAGGCCAAGAGCCUGACCGUGAGCCUGCUGCUGCACCUGGGCUGCUCGGCCGCCGUGCUCUGCUCGCAGGGCGCGCUGCGCGGCCGGGCCGAGGCGGCGGCGCGGGUGCUCAGCACGCUGGGCACGCUCGCAGCGCUGCUGGGCGGGUACUUCGUGCCGCGGGCCUUCGUCAUCCUGCUGCGGCCGCACCAAAACACGGCCGAACACUUCCAGAUGGCCAUCCAGGAGUACACGCGCCGCCGGGCCGGGGGUGGUGGCGGCGGGCGGGGCGACGGCGACGCCGAGCCGCUUCCCGAGAACAAGGUGCUGCGGAGCAAAAAGAGCCCCCCCGCUCCGGGAAAGGCACCGGCGAGCAGAAAAGGUACAGCGGUGCCGGUCGAGUGCCCCACAUGUCAUAAAACCUUCCUCAGCAAAUAUUACCUUAAAGUGCACAACAGGAAACACACUGGAGAGAAGCCAUUUGAGUGUUCCAAGUGUGGCAAAUGUUACUUUAGAAAAGAGAAUCUCCUGGAACACGAAGCCAGGAACUGCAUGAACCGAUCGGAACAGGUAUUCACAUGCUCGGUCUGCCCAGAGGUGUUCAAGCGGCGGAUGGAGCUGCGGCUGCACAUGGUGUCACACACUGGGGAGAUGCCAUACAAGUGCUCCUCCUGCUCACAGCAGUUCAUGCAGAAGAAGGACCUGCAGAGCCACAUGAUAAAGCUGCACGGCGCACCCAAGCCACAUGCGUGCUCAACCUGCUCCAAGUGCUUUCUGUCCCGGACAGAGCUGCGCCUGCACGAGGCCUUCAAGCACCGCGGAGAGAAGCUGUUUGUGUGUGAAGAGUGCGGGCACAGGGCCUCAAGCCGCAAUGGCCUCCAGAUGCACAUCAAGGCUAAGCACAGGAACGAGCGGCCCUACGUGUGUGAGUUCUGCCACCACGCCUUCACGCAGAAAGCCAACCUCAACAUGCACCUGCGCACACACACUGGCGAGAAGCCCUUCCAGUGCCAUCUCUGCGGCAAGACCUUUCGGACACAAGCAAGUCUGGACAAGCACAACCGGACGCACACUGGGGAGCGGCCGUUCAGCUGCGAGUUCUGCGAGCAGCGUUUCACAGAGAAGGGGCCGCUGCUGAGGCACGUCGCCAGCCGGCACCAGGAGGGGCGGCCCCACUUCUGCCACAUCUGCGGGAAGACAUUCAAAGCGGUAGAACAGCUGCGUGUUCAUGUUCGCCGGCACAAGGGAGUGAGGAAAUUUGAGUGCAUCGAGUGUGGCUACAAAUUCACACGGCAGGCUCACUUGAGGCGCCACAUGGAGAUCCACGACCGAGUGGAGAACUAUAACCCUCGACAGCGGAAGCUGCGGAACCUCAUCAUCGAGGAUGAGAAGGAUGUGAUGGUGGUGCUGCAGCCGCCGCCAGAGCUGGAGGUGGGCUCAGCUGAGGUGAUCGUGGAGUCACUGGCCCGUGGGCCACUGCCCGAGGAGGUCCCUGCACAGAAACUCUGUUCAAAUGAGAACUUCUCCCCUGCAGACGUGAUUGAGCAAUCACUGAUUAUAACCACAACGAUUCCUGAAGAGUGUGAGACGUAGUGUUGCCACCCAUCCUCUUACACUGCAACAGAGUAAAGCAUUAAGCUGAGCCAUUUUCUGCCACACUUGUUCUUUUGAGCCCCUCCCCUCCUUUUCUGCCAAUGUCCAACUCCAGGCUGCAGGGAAAGAAAGUCACCAUGAUGUUGUGACUGAGUGUCAGAUGAAGAAGUCUCAGAACGGUCACUCCAGUCAGUGUCCAUGUGUGGUGUGCAGUGGGAUGGGACUGACCUCCCUGUGUCAUACUGAUUCACUUUCUGAUGCAGGAGCUGGUGCUGCCCUCCCCUUUCCUCCAUCCCUCUCACCCUGCCUGUGAUUAAAGCUCUCCUUCCCCCACAGAGAGCAGCUCUGCCCAUUCCUUAACUCCUCCUUUUAACUUGUGCCUUAUUUCUCCAUUGUUUUGCUAAGCUUUUGUCAGUUGCUCUUUCUUUCCCCCAUUAAAGGCAGAGCAUGAGCCUCAUCUGCUCAGCACUGGGAUGAGUGAGUUGUGAGUUCACUUGAAACACACUCCAGGAGACACAAAGUGCCUGCGCCUUUGUGCUCACAUGUGGAGUUGUACUGUGUCCCAAAUAACCCAAUCCAGGGUUGCUGGGAGAGUGAGAACCAUGGCCUGAGAGGUGCCAGGGUGGGGGGAGAUCUCUGUGUGUACCCCCACACCCCAGAGUUGCAGCUGCGCUCUCUCCCCUUUCCCCCUCUACUCACCAAGGAGGCAGAGAAGCUCCAGUUUAAGCAUAUCUGGAAUGAGAAACUCCCAAUAAAAUCUCACUCCAGGUCCCUUCGCCUCACAGAAAACAGAAUUGUGUAACAGGUUUUAUUUAACUUGACUGCUGCAAGUAAAUUUAAAAACAAACUAUGAGAAUAAAAAUACAUUAUCUGCAAAUGUAAAAUGCCUUUGUUUCAAAGGAUGGAGUUCAACUGUACUUGAGGAUUCAACACAAUGAAUUCUACAAAAAAUAAAUACAGAUCUGUAGCUGCUCAGCAGGUGGGACUGGGGGUCCAGCAGCGAGCACAGCCGCGUGCGCCGGGGUGCGUUAUUUAUAGCUCAGCAGAAAUGCCUCAGCCUGCGGCGCUGUCAGGAAUCGGCCAUUGCUCCCAAAAAAGCAGCAGCUGCCC